Molecule: messenger RNA, 1917 nt
Organism: Malania oleifera
Lineage: Eukaryota; Viridiplantae; Streptophyta; Magnoliopsida; Santalales; Ximeniaceae
Exons: 5
Coding region: 312-1676 (454 amino acids)
Source: RefSeq, a predicted model, not a curated record
UUCACUCCCAUUGCCGAUGCUGCUACUGGUGCUAGGGCUGAUCGAUUUCUUGUUGCAAAAUUGCAAUCGAUCCCGACGUCUCUCUCCCACAACUGCCGAUCAAUCACCCGCCUGAAGUCCGUCGAACUCGCCGCCGUAGAGCGCAGCUGAUAACCCAGAAGGAGAAGAACUGAAGGCAAACUGUAGAGCAAAGCGGCAUCUUCUUCUUGGAUAUUUUUUUUACCAUGUGACGGACCAAGAAAAUUUCUUCAGCGGGGGCAAAAUAUACACAAGUAUAUGUGCACAGGAAAAGAACAUGUGCAGGUUUCCACAUGCGGAAAAGAUGGGGUGGAUGUUGGGGUGGAUUAUCUUGCUUUGGCACACCGAAAGGGGGGAAGCGUAUUGUACCUCAAUCUCGCAUUCCAGAGAGCAAUGCAUCAGUGCCCCAGCCAAAUGGACCUCAAGCUGUCGGGAUGACCAACCAGGCUACAACUCCUUCUCUUUUAGCUCCACCUUCUUCACCAGCAUCCUUCUCAAAUUCUGCCCUACCUUCAACAGCUCAGUCACCCAGUUGUUUCUUGUCAUUGUCUGCCAAUUCACCUGGAGGUCCUUCAUCCACCAUGUUUGCAACUGGACCAUACGCCCAUGAGACACAACUGGUUUCACCUCCUGUUUUCUCAACCUUCACAACAGAGCCGUCUACUGCUCCUCUUACUCCCCCACCAGAGUUAGCUCACUUAACUACUCCCUCUUCCCCAGAUGUGCCUUAUGCUCAGUUUCUUUCAUCUUCCAAGGAUCUGAAAAGCACUGAGAAGACCAAUUACGUUGUUUCUAGUGAUCUUCAAGUAACAUAUCCACUUUAUCCUGGAAGUCCUGCCAGUAGUCUCAUAUCACCUGUGUCAAGGACUUCAGGGGACUGUUUGUCCUCUUCUUUUCCUGAAAGGGGAUUCCCUCCACAUUGGGACUGUUCAGCUUCUCCCCAAGAUGCCAAAUACACAAGGACUGGAUCAGGCAGGUUAUUUGGGCUCGAUGCAGCUGGUGCCUCCCAAGAUACAAAUUUUUUCUGCCCUGCUACAUAUGCACAAUUUUAUUUGGACCACCCGCCAUUUCCACAUUCUGGUGGGAGGCUCAGUGUUUCCAGAGAAUCAGAUGUUUACUCUGGUGGCGGGAAUGGGCAUCAAAACAGGCACAAUAAAAAUCCCAAGCAGGAAGUGGAAGAAAUAGAAGCUUACAGAGCAUCCUUUGGGUUCAGUGCAGAUGAAAUAAUCACCACCCCUCAUUAUGUGGAGAUUUCUGAUAUUAUGGAGGAUUCCUUUACCAUGACUCCUUUUACCUCCACAAAACUACACAUGGAAGAAAUUAUGGAACCUAUGUUAGCCAAUGAAGGACAAAAAACACGGGAAAUGCCGACAGAUUUGCUGCAUCAGGAUAAAUCAGAGCCAGAUCAUGUUGAUGCAGAAAUUUGCUGUGAAGUGCCAGCUACAUGCAAUGGAUUGAAAGAUCUUAGCUCAAAGAAGCAACCAGGAGAUGUUUCUGGGUGGAGUUCACCUGGUGAAGAGGAGGUAUUUUCCAAGAUGGGAGCAUCCAGAAUGAGCAGGAAAUAUCAUCUUGGUUUAUCGAGCUCUGAUGCAGAAAUUGACUAUAGGAGAGGAAGAAGCUUGAGAGAAGGCAAAGGAGAUUUUGCUUGGCGUGUGUAGUCCACAAGAGCCGAAAAUAUGGCAAUUGUUUCUCAUGUGUCAAUUUGUCAAUUUUCUUUGUUUUUCCUCCACACGGUUCUCUGUUUUGUGUGAUAGGUGGAAUGAUCUAACUUAAUGAUCUAACCUCUAUAUCUGGUGUUUGACCUAAUCUCCUAACUGACGAUGAAUGUAUUGUCUCUAUAUUUUACUCUGCUCCUCUCCAAAUUAUGGGAUAAUGCAGUGGCUCUUAAAUUGGUUGGAA